AUGUGCCGAUCAGGUCGGUUUCGAGCAUGCUGUUGCCAUGCGGAGCCAAAGCACGUGAGGCCGGUUGAAGGGGUGCGAAUCCAAGUGGCCACAUGGCCUGACUGCGGUUUCCCCAUCGUCACCAUCGCCGACUGGGGUCUGCGGAAAAUUACGAAUACUACUCACUGUGUGAACAGUAGUCGUGUCGAAGUUAGCGGCAAUCGACAAUUGGCCCACCAACAACUAGCCAACGGCAGAAAGUGCGAUCGGACCUCUGUUCUGUUGUUGUGUUGCUGCCUGGCCAGUAAGCCCUGGUCAGAGCACCCUCAGGAAGUGGGGAUGCGAGGUCGCGGCUCGGAUUCGACGGCUUGUUGGUGGGACAGGAGACGUACCACUCACUGGCACCGACUAAUUGUGCUCUACGCUGCACAAGAGCAUCGUUGCAUUCACAGUCGAGCGGCUCGCAAGAACCGGAUCAUCCCACCGGCUCCUCGCUCGGCCGGAAUGCUUCUGCUGCGCUGCAACUCUCAGACGUGCGGUGGGGAUGCGCAGGACUGGGACGAAAGAAUGACCGGUUGGCCGCGGUGUCCAUUCGAAAGUGGAGCAAUGCCGUGUGGUGGGAAUAUGGAUGCAUGUGAUUGUGGAGGGACGGCCGGGAGGGUGGGGGGGAGGGGCAAGAAGAAGAGAGGAUCACAUUAG
Protopolystoma xenopodis is the source of this 678-nucleotide messenger RNA. The record is from the annotation of a GenBank genome assembly. NCBI's taxonomy places the organism in Eukaryota, Metazoa, Platyhelminthes, Monogenea, Polystomatidea, Polystomatidae.